Molecule: messenger RNA, 579 nt
Organism: Kwoniella shivajii
Lineage: Eukaryota; Fungi; Basidiomycota; Tremellomycetes; Tremellales; Cryptococcaceae
Exons: 4
Coding region: 1-579 (192 amino acids)
Source: RefSeq, a predicted model, not a curated record
AUGCCGGAGAAAUGUGGUCUAGACCUGACUGUACAUGCAAGAUUCUUGCGUGGUGCUUUCUUUUACACAUUGCUCCAGACAUUUAUUAUCAUGCCGAGACAGGUUAGGGCGCUAGCUCUACGUGUCACUGAAGCUAGAGAAGCCAAACGAACGGCCACACGAGGUGAAGAGGGUGAAGACCGCUGGUCAGUGGUCGACGAUUGCGAGGGAGUCAAGCGGUUCAAAACCCUUAUGGUCACCAACAUACCUCCGGACAUCUUGAAAGAUUACUUUAAGCACUACUUACAACGACAUCGAUCACGGAAACGAUCGUUCAUGCAACCCCCCCAGCACGAAAACAGACUCAAAGUCUCUGUAAACCCCCCGGAAGGCCAGGAGUAUGUACCUCAAACAGCGGAAGGGGAGGUCGACGAAGUAAUCCUGGUCAGAAGGCUAGGCACGAUUGCAAGCUUAAGACAGCGAAGACAAGACGUAUUGAGGAAGCUCGAGUUAGUGAGUGGUCUAGGCUGGGGAAGAAUGCUAAUGACAGGCUCACGUCAACCUUGCGAAGCGCGUCCUUUCGGCGGUAGCCAAACAUAA